AUGGCGUUCUCAAGAUUCAGCAUGCGGUUACCGCUCCCAAAGACCUUUCUAGGAUGCAUCGGCCUUCAAACAGGCACCGAGGUCAUCUCCCUCAUCCUCCUCUUCAACAGGCUCACCGGCCUCUACGGUCUACUCGCCAUCCUCACGGGCUACGAGCUCUCCGUGACGCAGCUGUCAAUGUACCUCUACUCGCUGGGCGUCGUCGUGCUGCUGGCCAUGUUCAUGCCCCACGUACGCAAGCAGAGCCCCUUUGAGACGCUCAGCCUCGCCUGGCUCUACAUCGUCGACACCGUCCUCAACGUCGCCUACACGACCUUCUUCGCCGUGAACUGGUACCUCAACAGCAGCGCCCUGGACAAGCACCCGGCAGGCAGCACCACCCCGGCCGCAGCCGGUCCCGCAGCAGCGGCGGAGAUUGCGGAGACGGCGCUGGCCAACGGGGCGCCCGUGGUUCCCGACGUGCCCGGCACGACGAAGCACAUCGGGCCCCAGGAGUCGUGGAUGAGCUUGGGGCUGAUUUGCUCCGUCACGCUGGUACGCGUCUACUUUGCGCUCGUCGUCAUGUCGUUUGCGCAGCAGGUGCUGCAGCGGUACAGCGCGGCGGACAUGGGCUGGGAGGAGGAAGGCCGCAGCAGCGGCGCCGGCAAGAAGGGCGGCGUCGACGGACCUUUCUCGCAGGGCGAGCCGGGCGGCGAGGGGUCCCGCGGCCGUAUCGGGCGCGUGAUGCUCGCCCUCGGUCGCGGGUACUGGCUUCGCGAGAGGCCUCAGGAGGAGUGGGCGAGCGCUGUGAGCGCCAAGUUCCGGCACACCGGAGUCUAA
Colletotrichum tamarilloi is the source of this 819-nucleotide messenger RNA. RefSeq lists its product as uncharacterized. The transcript is spliced from 2 exons. Gene Ontology annotation, cellular component: inositol phosphoceramide synthase complex; Golgi membrane. Lineage: Eukaryota; Fungi; Ascomycota; Sordariomycetes; Glomerellales; Glomerellaceae. Gene Ontology annotation, molecular function: inositol phosphoceramide synthase regulator activity. Bases 1 to 819 code for a protein of 272 amino acids. Gene Ontology annotation, biological process: inositol phosphoceramide metabolic process. The record is from RefSeq and is a predicted model, not a curated record.